AAAAGCCGAACCAAAGACCAAACAAACAGGUAACUCCAAGCAGUAGCAGACUUUCUCGCAAAAUAUUCCUUUUGCUAGCCAAUUUCUCUCAUCUCUUAUAUACAUAAAGAAAUGAGCAAAUCAUGCUAGGACAAUGACGAAGAAGAGAAAGGCAAGUCAUCUGCAUAAGGGUGAAGCACACGCGGAGAAGGAAGACGUGGCUUGGGACCAAGUGAUGGAGGCGGCUGCAGCUCUUGGUGGAGCCUGGAGAGCUCGAAAAAGAUAUGUUGGCGUUCGCCAGCGGCCGUCAGGGAGAUGGGUGGCUGAGAUAAAAGAUACUGUACAAAAGAUUAGAGUAUGGUUGGGCACAUAUGAUACUGCUGAGGAAGCUGCAAGAGCUUAUGAUGAAGCUGCUUGCUUGCUUCGUGGAGCUAACACUCGAACUAAUUUCUGGCCUUGCUCUUCUUCUCAUUACAAGCCAGCCCUUCCCUCGAAGAUCACUAAUCGUCUUUUGAAGAGACUCAGAGAAAGAAACAACAGUCUUUCAACCUCUCUGCCUGUUAGCCUACAGGAGCAAGAAGCAAGCAAAGUAGAAGAAACCCAGUUUGAUAAUUUCUUUGAUCAGCUGCCAGCAGAGGAUUGCGGCAUCUGCGAAGACAAUAAUAGUGAUACUAGCGGUGGUGAUUACAUGAGUGGUUUUUUCGAAACAAAUUUCUCUAGAACAGAAGUGUGUGAUUGGAGUAAUGCUGAUGAAGAAGCUGUAAAGGAGAAAGGGGAACAGGAAGAAGAGAUCAAUGAGCCAUGGGUGGUAGAUUUUCCACUGGAGGACGUUGCAGGAGGAUCAUCAUCCACCAACUGUUCUCCAUUUGACAUAACACAGGAGAUGAUGGCUAUGGGACCAAUGGAGCAGCAGGAGUACUAUUAUGGGGAUGACCAAUCAAUGCUAAAAAAUAUCAUGAAGAGGCUCAACUAUGAACGCAAGUUCUCAGCUUCACUUUAUGCCUAUAAUGGGGUUUCAGAGUGUUUAAGUCUAACGUUCGGAUCAGCAGCAAACAGUGAUGAAUUACCAUCUAAACUUAGAAUCAUUAACAGUAAUAAUAAAAAUGAAAAGGAUGGUAAGGAGGAGGUCCAAGAAUUUGGGAUUAUUUCAGCCGCACAAACGGCAACAGAAGAAAUGGGAUCUCGAUCUUCCGCCAUGGAAGGAGGUGAAUCGUCUCUUUGGAGCUCUCUUGAUCUUCCUCCUAUAUGCUUCAUUGUUUAGUGGAUAAUCUUAUAUUAAUCAUAAUUAGUCAUAACCUAAAACUAAUCAAGAUUUAUAAUAUUCAUAGGUUUAAGAAAAUGAGAGAUGAAUAAUGAAGUGAAUCCAAAUAGAAGGUCUUCUAUUUAUUUUCCCCCUUUAAAUAAAAGUUCAUCACCACCAUGUUCCUAAGAGUAGCUUUUCUUAUUUAAACUUUCUUACGCCUAUGAGGACUACUU
Messenger RNA from Manihot esculenta (cassava), 1455 nucleotides. Its product is annotated as ethylene-responsive transcription factor ERN1. Gene Ontology annotation, molecular function: DNA-binding transcription factor activity; DNA binding. NCBI's taxonomy places the organism in Eukaryota, Viridiplantae, Streptophyta, Magnoliopsida, Malpighiales, Euphorbiaceae. Gene Ontology annotation, biological process: regulation of DNA-templated transcription. The transcript has a single exon. The record is from RefSeq and is a predicted model, not a curated record. The coding region runs from base 134 to 1240 and encodes 368 amino acids.